GACCCCUUCGACACCCUCCUGACUCUAGAAGACACUCUGUACACUGCAGCCUACGACCUCGGUGUUGCAGACGGCGCCCACGCCGGUCGUAUCGAAGGCCGAAUCUUUGGACUUGAAAAAGGGUUUGAGAAGUUUGCCGCUCUUGGCGAACUGCAUGGGAGGAGCGUAGUAUGGAGUUCGCGGCUCCCCGGCCUCACCUCUGAGCCGAACACAAGCAAUGUUCAAAUCACCAAGCCAGAGGACGGAGGAGCUGAUAAGAAAGAGAGCCAAGAGAGAAUACUACUGCUUCCAAAGAAUGAAAGGCUAAAGAACAACGUUACGCUGCUGCAUUCUUUGACGGACCCAGAGACUUUUGACACGGCAAACACUGAAGAAGCAGUUGCUGACUUUGACGAUCGGUUCAAGAGGGCUGGAGCCAAGGCAAAAGUCAUUGAGCGCAUUGUUGGCGAAACCGAUACCACUGUGGCGUCAAAGUCACCUGACGGUUCACCCGCCAGAGCAAAGAGCGGGGGACCCGUGCGCAUUACAGGACAGACAAAGAAAGGCAGCGGAAACAAAGGCGAUGACAGUAUCGAGGACUUUGCGGGGUCGAAGCUGUUGAGGUGA
Messenger RNA from Bipolaris maydis ATCC 48331, 606 nucleotides. The record is from RefSeq and is a predicted model, not a curated record. NCBI's taxonomy places the organism in Eukaryota, Fungi, Ascomycota, Dothideomycetes, Pleosporales, Pleosporaceae.